AAGAGCAAUUAUUUGAUCUUUCUCUUCCUCUUCCCCUGAACUCUUGGCAUUGAAUUUUUUAAGCAUGUCAUCAGUAUGUUCAAAACUGACAUGACUCAAAGUAACGAGACAGUCCCCAUCUAAUUUGCAGUAAUGCCUCAACUGAUCUCACAGAAAGGCGAUUUCUCAGUUUUGAGUGAACAGCAUUUAUCUGUGAAAAGAUUCUUUCCACUGAGGCAUUUGAAAAAGGGGGAGAUGAUAAUGUCACUGCAAGGCCUGAAACAUUUGGGAAACUUUUCUCUCCUGCAGUUUUUCCUUUCAGUCACUUCGCCCCAAAACUCUAUUACAUUAUCCAGGCAACUCUUGGGCCAUUGGUGAAGUCUAAGGUUAAUCCAUUAAUUUUCAAGAUCAUCCACAUCCUCAAAUGCAGACCUAAACCUUGCACCAAUAGGGGCAAGAGACUCCUUUGUCAGAGAUGUGGCAAUAGAUGGAUGAAAACAUUUCACCAAGAGAAGAAUGUCUACAUUUUCUCGUAACCUCAUUGGAACUUGGUUUAUGAUUUCAAUUAUAAAAGUUUUGGACCUCUUUCAUAUACUUGAUUUGAUCUUCAUCCACAAAACAAGCAGCUGUAAAGUUUGUGAACUCGUAACCAAAGUUCAUUGCAUCACAUGGUCAAAAAUUAUAGAUUAAUCAGAUUGGUGGGGCGGUAUCCGUAGAGCGAUGUUGGCGAAACCCGUGUUGCCCCUGUGGUGGUUUGUUAUUUGAUACUAGGUAGGUUCUGGUUCUAAUGUUGAUUAUUUUUUUUCGAAUAUUUUACCCGGUACUUCUAGUGAUGAUACAGGUCUAAAGUUCAAUGGGUCUGUAGUUAUUUUGUUGGGUUUAGAUAUUAGUUUGAUUUUUGUGUGCACUGUCUUCCUCCACCACUGGUCCUCCUCUCUGUGCCGCCGCUGCCUUCCUUCCUCUUCUUGCCAUGCCUCUUUCUUCUUCAGUUGUUCUCUUCGCUUUCUCUCACACCAGCACGUCAUGAUGUUCACUACACCACCGACGCUCAAUUUCGCUAAAAUGAUCACUACAUUAAUUUUGUCACUGUCAAGAAUACCCUCACGCAGCAUGAUGUUCACUAGAACACUUGAGUUUCGCUUUCGUCAGAAUCCUCACUGCAUCAAUUUUGUCAAGAUAAAAAAAAAAUAAUCUUUCAUAUCAGCAGCCCUUACGUUGCGCCGCCUCUACAUUAAUGGUGUAUGUUUCACUGUUCAUUGUGUUCCUCGUGUCUGAUGUCUCCACGUGGUGAGUCUGCCCUGUUUUGAUCUUCUUCACUUUUAACUCCACUCUCAAGGGAGUUUCCGCACUUCCUCACAUUCCUCCUGUCUUGCCUUUCCUCGCAGGUGAUUGGCCAGAAUAACGGUCACUGUGGUUCAUGUACCUCAAAUUGUAGCAUCUGAUUGGCUGUCUUCCGACAAUCUGAUUGGUCAGCUCCUGAUCGUGAUCCACUGCCUCCGUAUAAAAAGGCCAGUAUGAGUACCCUGAAAUCAGUCAUCAGAGAGAGAGCGUAGGAGCAACAUCUCCCCUGUCGUAACAGCGUCUUAAUUGUCAAGUGUAAAUCGUACUCGGAAAGCAUAUCGCGUGUAGUAUCAUCAGGGAGAAACAUCUAUCAGCAAGAAAAAGCGACUAGAAGUAAAUUAACAGCGGAAUACUACGGCAAAAGCAAGGAUGAGUCCCCCUUUUGCCGGAAGUAUUCACGCUAUGCUCGGCGUGGCUCGCGACGCUCCCGUGGAGGAGAUCAAGCGGGCCUAUCGACGAAAGGCCCUCGAAUUGCACCCCGACAAGAACCCGGGGGACGCAGCUGCUGCAACCGUGCGAUUCCAGCAGCUGCAGGCGGCGUACGAGACGCUCUGCCGCCAGAAGGAGGCCGGCGGGGAGCCACAGGAAAGGCAGGAGAAGAAGGAGGAGUGGAAACGAGAAGAGCAGCAGGAAAAGGCGUGGAAGGAAGAGGAUGGAAGGCAGCGGCAGCGUAAAGAGGAAGACCGGUGGUGGGAAAAGGACGAUAAACGGAAGAAGAAAAAGAAAAGGCAGAGAAAGAAGCAGAGCAGCGAAGCACCGGAGGAGGAGGAGGAGGAGGAGGAGGAGAAUGAGGAGAAAGAAAAGGAAGAAGAGGAGGAGCAGGCGGAAGAAAGGGCGAAGUACUGGGAGGAUGAAGAGAGGGGGAAGGACUGGGAAAAGAAGAAAAAGAAUGAGAGAAGGCACCGAAAAGAUAAGAAUCAGAUGAACGAAAAUACAUGGGAGAGAAAGUGGAGCAAGAAAACAGCAGAAGAGGAGGAGGAAGAAGGGGAGGAGGAGGAGGAGGAGGAGGAAAAGGUGGGGAAGGAAGAAGAAAGGCAAAUGGACUGGGAGGAAAGAAAGAAACAGGAGACGGGGCCCCGCAAAGACAAGGAGGAAAUAAAGAAAGAGAGAGCAUGGGAGAGGAAGAGGAAGAAUAAAAGAACAUCAGAGAAGGAAGAGCAGGAGGAGGAGGAGAAGGAGGAGGAGAAGAACUGGAAAGCGGAGAAACCAGUGGGUAAGCAGAAUGCAAGGGAGAGAAGGAAGAAGCGAAGAGAGGAAGAGAGAAAGAGACAACAAGAUGAAGAGGUGAGGAUGAGAAGACGGCGACAUGAGGAACAGAGAAAGGCGAACGAACGAAAGAGGGAGAUGGAGGAGGAGAAGGAGAAAGAGGAAAGCAGGAGGAGGAAAGAAGAGGAAGAGCGGGAGAAAGAGAGAGUUAAACACCAAGAGAAGGAAAGGAUUAGGCGAGAAGAAGAAGAGAAGGAGAAAGAAAAGGUUAGACGAGAGGAAGAAGAGAGAGAGAAAGAGAGGCUUAGAAGGGAAGAGGAGGAGAAGAAGCAAGAGAACAUCAGGCGAGAAAAAGAACAGGAGAGGAUGAGAAGGAAGCGACAAACAGAGGAGACAGAAGAAGAGGAAAGGAAGAGAAGGAGAGUAGAAGAGUACCAGGAGGAGGAGGAGGAAGGAAAUGAAAGCAGUAAACAGGAGGAAGAAGAAGGGAGGUGGGAUGGAGGGAGAAGGAGGCUGCAGAGGACGUUGAAGGCAGUGAGGCAGAGAAGGAAGAGAGAGGGGAUAAAGAGACGCGGCGAGGAGAGAGUGAGACGCCAGCAGGAAUUGGAGGAAAAAUUGAGGCAACACCUGGAGGAGGAAAGGAGGAAGCAGCAAGAGGUGGAGGGAAUAAGACAGGAGGAAAAGAUGGAAAGGAUGAGAAGAGAACAGGAGGAAGAGAGGAGGGAACAGGAAGAGGGAGAAAAGGAAGAGAAAGGACAGGAAGAACACGCAGGACGGGACAGAAAACGAGACGAGGAACGCAAUAAGCGGCCUUUGCGCUGGAAGAAAAUAGCGUUUGGUUUUAAAGAAAUCGUUCAAAAAUUCUGGAAAAAAAUAAAAAACAAAAAAUCGAAAAAAAAGACUGAAUGAGUGAAUUAAAUAAGAAAAGAUAGAAAAAAU
Messenger RNA from Scylla paramamosain (green mud crab), 3465 nucleotides. Its product is annotated as golgin subfamily A member 6-like protein 22. Lineage: Eukaryota; Metazoa; Arthropoda; Malacostraca; Decapoda; Portunidae. Bases 1690 to 3435 code for a protein of 581 amino acids. Gene Ontology annotation, cellular component: cytoplasm. The record is from RefSeq and is a predicted model, not a curated record. The transcript has a single exon.